GAGCCUUCAGAGCAGCAGCAGCUUCACAAAAGAGACGAAGAAGAAGAAGAAGAAGAAGGAGGAGGAGGAGGAGAUAAUCAUCCGACCGCUGCUGCUUCAUACCGAGUCACCACCAGUUGAAAAGCAGCCUCAGACUUCGGCUACAUGAAGAUAAAGCUACGUAGAGCGAUGAUGGAGCAGAGGAAAAUGUCCAGAUGACGGCGAAUGACGGAGUCCAACUAUGCUGACAUAGCUGGUAGAUUGACAGCCGAACAGCGCGCCCUCCGUCCUGCCUCCGCCCGCCCGCCACCCGGCCAGUCAUGUUGCUGAGGAGGAAAGUGUGGGUUGCUACGGUGAUUGCCGCCAUCCUCUUCCUCAUGAUUGCUACCCACAGCAUCCAGAGGAGACACUCCCCGCUCUCCAGCAGGUCCAGUGGCAUAGACACUGGUCACACCGGGAGGCAGACAGAGGUUGAGCCCACAACAACUCCUAAACGGGUCCGUCUACUGACCCCCCCUUCUCCCAUUGACACCCAGGAGGAGGAGGAGGAGGAGGAUGAAGAAGAAGAGGAGGAGGAGGGGGAUGAAGAGGAGAUGGAGGAGGAUGAGCUUAAAGAAGACUACCAGUGUGGUUGUUCUGCGUCCUGCAUCUCUAACCCGGACGGGUCCGACUGGUUCCGCCAUCGCUACGACCACAGUCAGCAGCCUGUCAUCCGAGACACCAAGAACUUCGACCCUGACGCCCUCGAAUGGUGGCUGGGUCUUCAGCGGUCUGGUAGUGACAGGACCUUGGAGGAAGUGAUAGUAGAGAUGUUCCAGGUCAUUUCCCCGCCUACUGUGGACUUCAGGCCCCUCCCCUCCCGCUGCCGUAGCUGUGCAGUGGUCGGCAACUCUGGCAACCUGCUGCAAUCUGGACAUGGCAACCUGAUCAACUCUCACGACUCCGUGAUCCGAAUGAACAAGGCGGUGACUCGAGGAUAUGAGAAAGAUGUCGGGAAUCGGACGACGCAUCACUUCCUGUACCCAGAGAGCGCGGUGGACGUCGGCCGCGGUGUGAGCCUCGUCCUGCUGCCGUUCAAACUGAGAGACCUGGAGUGGCUGACCAGCGCGCUGUCCACCGGACAGGUCAAAAUGACCUACAUGAGGGUUAGAGAGCGAGUGGAGGCCGAUAAAGACAAGGUUUUGGUGGUGAACCCCGUGUUCUUCAAAUACGUCCACGAUCGUUGGACUGAGCAUCACGGUCGCUACCCGUCCACCGGCAUGUUGGCCAUCAUCUUUGCUCUGCACACUUGUGACCAGGUGUCGGUGUUCGGUUAUGGUGCCGACAAACAAGGAAACUGGCAUCAUUACUGGGAGGCCAAUCGCUACGCCGGCGCCUUCAGGAAGACGGGCGUCCACAGCGCCGACUACGAGACGCAGGUCAUCCUCCAGCUCGCCAAGGAAGGCAAGAUCAGCCUCCACCUGUGACCCAACCACUGGGCUGUUGACUGCUGCUCUGUAGGUCUAAUAGUUGGUCUGACUGUAAGUAAAACUGGACUCACGUCUGUCCUGUGGCACUAAACAGCGGACUCUGAGCCGACCCCAACACUUUGAUUUUUUUUUAUAUUAAUCACCACGUCUGCCUUAAGUCAGACAUCCGGGCAUGCUGGAUUGAGGAUGCUGCUGGGCAGAGACCUUUCGGAGUACCGUGAUUACCUGUGGACACAUCGAUGGUAGGUGGGUGCUGUAACACAUACCCUGUCCACCCACCUCAAAUGGUUUGUCUGGACCCUCGACCAUCCUGCCGUCUGAGGCUGCUGGGAUUGACCACAACAAGCUUUGCUCUGAGCGGGAAAAAAACCACAGACUUUUUAUACGUUUUUUUAAUUGGAUUUUAUAGACAUUAUACGGGGAAAACCUCUUUAAAAACAAGCACUUUGUCCGGAAGUAAGAAUGGUUGAAAGUGGCCAUAUCGUUGCUGUGCUCUCUAAUCACAUGAGAAGGUACUUUAUAUAGUUUAUGAACCAUCCCUUUUACAGUAAACCGUCCUGAUCCUCAAGUGUCCAGAGACGAAAUCACAACUUAAUCAGCAUGUGUGCUUUUUUUUUUUUUUUUUGUUUGCAAGCCAAUUCUCUAGGCCUCUCUCGACCACAUAUGGACACGAGGACAGUGAGUGGGAGGAGCUUGUGUGUGAGUGUCAUGAUUUUGUUUCACCUCCACUUUAAGUCAGUUGGCAGUGGAAGAUGUAGUGCAAUUUUUCCUAAAUGUCCAACCAAAAAUAACCAUGUGAAUGAGCGAGACUGCAUAUUCAGUCGGCCACAUCUGUCCUGUGGACGUUCAGGUACCUGUAGCUGAUCUUCUGUCACAGUUGUAGCAGCUUUUUCUUCAGGUGUUUGUUUGAGUCGAAUCCUGCCGUCCAUCUUCAGCGCUGAUGGACCCGGUCAGAACUGUUCAUGUGUAACGAUAGUGGUUUGUACUGUACACUCUGAGAGCCCAUGUAUUUUCUGCUGCCUCUGCCAUCAUGAACAAAUGACAUAAUGAUACUACAAAUUAGGCCUUUUUUUUUUAAUGUGGCAUUGAAACAAGUGGGUCAUUUGUCCAGAUUUCACCAUUUUAUUUAUUCAAAUUUAUUCAAAAUUUGUUGUCAUUUUGUGUUUACAGGGUAAAAGUUUUUAAGGAUGUGUUUGAAUUCCACUUGUGAACAUGAGAUUAAAUAGUAAGAAUUAGGGAUGUCCCGAUCCAGAUUUUUUUGAACCCGACUAUCCUCCGGUCCGAGUCCUGGUUCAGUCUUAAAUGAACCCCAAGAUUCAUAAAGGCUUUUCUUCUCUCACCUUCUUCUCCUAGGCCACGUAUGCACUGUGCAUCUGGAUUCAUGUCAAAGUUAUUGUAGUGUGGAGACGGCAGCUCAUAGUUUGUCCUCUUCUCCAGAAAUGUUCUGGUCAUCCAACGUCAUAAACUCCUCAACCCUCUCUGGAAUAUUUUUCUCCUUGACGCCGUCUCCAGGAAACUUUUUUCUCCUAUUAAACGUAGUCAUCAGCCUUCAGUGUUCAUUCGGUGCAGCCUUUGCCUGAGUGAACUCCAUGUGUUCAAUUGUCUACAUUUGUAAAGAUCUUCCUUCCAGUCAUGUGAUUUUUCUUCUACUUUGAUUUUUGGCAUUCUCGACCCUAACCAAGCCAACCACCGUUACAAACAGAAGAAGAAGAGGAAGAACACUACGGGGAUGUGGUUUUGGUUUGUGGCGGACCGAAAACAAGUAACUACAAAAGCUCAGACUUGGCUGCAGCUCGAUCUGAGGGUUUUUAGAAAAGCCUGGAUCUGCCCCCAAUACUAAUCGGGACGUCCCUAAUAAGAAUGAAUGUGUAGCACACAAGGCCCACAAACAACACUGUUCACGUUACAGUUGCUUCUCCAUGUGCACAGUUUGAAAAAAAUGAGCAUAUCAUCUCUCUAACCUCGCUGUUCUGCUUUUAGUUGUUUUGACUGGCAGCAGGAAGGUUUCCUAGCUCAGAAAUGGUCAUUCUUAGAAUUCCACAAAUGUGAACGUCUCCUAUUGGAUUACAGCGCGUUUGACUGGAUGCUGCCUCUGUGUCUGAGAGCUCCACUUUGAGGCUGGUUUGGGUGUAGGAUGUUUAUUGAGUGUUAAAUACUAGAGUUUUGGUUUGAUUAUUUUCCAAACACUUCUCUCUGCUUCAGAUUUUUUCUGAUCUUGACACCAUGAAUGACAGAGGUAGUAGCGCUCAUCUUCGGAGCCUUUUCACAGCUUCACACACCUGACGAUCACUGUGUACAGUCAGUGGGAUUGUCUGACUAUAAGAGUCAGAGUUUUUUUUUUUUUUGAUUUUUUAAUUGCCCGAAUCAGUUGUUGGAGAUGAAGCAGACUGGGAACAUAAACAUGAUCCUAAGUGCUAAGUUGUCGCCUGUCGUUAGCGCUGCUACAGUCUUGAAGGGUCAUUGAACUUAAGCUGGUUCUUGUGUGAAAACAGUCAAACGGUCUCUUAAAUUCUACCAACGAGUUGCCUGACGCCGUGGGUUAAUGUGAAACAUCUGCUGCCUGUUUUAUAUGUUUUCAUUCACUGCUGAGAUUUAAAGGUUUGUUGCCUCGUCCAGGAAACUUCCUGCCAGUAAACUAGGGAAUUAUCCAGUUCACAUGUUCUCUAUGAGUGUUUGAACGCGCCCGAGCUGGAUUUAACAUCUGGUUGCAAGGUUUCAGAACUGACCCGCCAAUUUGUUGUAUACAGAUUCUCGACUCUUUAUAAAUGUGGUUGCUGCGACUUCAAAUCCAAAGUCGUGCUCAUCAGAUUCAUCAGAUUCCCAGCAGCUCCCUGCUUCGUUUCCAUCAGGGAUGCAGGAAUGUGCAGGUGAAACCAACCAAAUCAGCUGCUUCUUUGAUUUAAAUCUGUAGAUUUAAAUCUGUAGAUUUAAAUCAAAUCUGUAGAUUUAAAUCACAGUCAGAAAAAUGGGCCUUGUACCUUUAUUUUUGAUUCCUCUGCGGGCGCAUACCAAAAUGCCUCGGGACGCAUCUGGGUGGAAUUAGGAGCAAUCAGAGGAGGCUUUGGAAAAAUGUAAACACUGAAGCAGAGCUGAACUGGGAUGGCGUCGAGUAAACAUCUGAACGAGCGCUGCCACUUUUGCAAUAGAAAUGAAAAGACUGAAACCUGAGAUAUUUCACAAGAAAUCUAAAGUUAGAUCCACAAACCUCUGAAAAGCGAACAAAGGAAAUCGACACUUUCUAGAAAAUGGGAGGAGGAACAUGCAAAUGAAGACGCUUCUGUUCAGACAGGGAUCAGGAUCUCCAGCCCACCAACCAGUAAAGUAGUAAAGUAGAAAGCCGGUUCUAAACUGAUGUCAAACUCAGUCUGCAUCUACAGACUGUAGCACGGACUCCAGGCACUUUAAAGUUUGUUAAUUUGGUUGUUUACUAAGUUGCCUUAAUGCCGCUCCUUUGUACAGCAGGUUACAGGACAUGAAUGAAUCAAUGAAUGAAUGACUGAAUGAAUCAAUGAAUGUUGCUACUGGUCCGACAAAGAUAAGAGGAGGAGGUCCAGACCAUAGAUACAAAACAGGAGAAGAAGUGGCCGCCAUCUUACUCAGGGAUGACUACACCCAUAGUAGAAAAUGUUAAUGUUAUGUUAAAAUUAGCCUCAAGGCUGAAUAUCAACUUAAAUGGCGUCUAAUGCAUAUUAUCAACUUUUUGUGCUAGAUUUAAUAAAAUGGUCCAAAUAUUCUGACAAUAUAUACUGCUACAAUAUAGCCCACUCAAAUGUAGCACAGGGUUAUUGAACAAACAGAAACGUUAGUGUAACUAGGACAAAAUAAUCAGUAAAAGCUAUUUUUUUUAACAUAUCAAUUAUGCUCAAGAUAGAUUCAUAUACACAAUUAUACAAGUUCAAAAGCUAAACUGACUUUAAAUACUAAAACAUAUAGAUUUGUUGUAUGUUGUAUUAGAGUUGUACACAGUGACUGUAGGCCAAUGUCAGACUUAACUCUGCUUAAAACAUUUAAAUUUAAUGUCACAACAUGUAUUUAGUGGAUCAUCUACUUGAGUACUUGUGGAAAACUAAUCCUAGCUAAUGUACACAAGUGCAAGUGAAAAAUAAAUCCAGCUGAACUAGGUUUUCAUCCUGUGUAAGAUGGCGGCAAAAUGAUGACGAGUGUGAGUGUGAUGUACAGUAUGUUCAGUUACCACAGCUUUAAUUCAGCUCAUCGUGUCUCAAACCGUGACUCCUAUCAAACAAAUCAGAGCCAUGUUGAUUAUCUUUCUUUUAUAGACACCAGACAGACUGUGACAUUUCAACUGAACCAGCGUAAACCCACUGCUGUCACUGUGAGUGAAAUAAAAACAAAUCUGAAAAUGAA
Molecule: messenger RNA, 5813 nt
Organism: Mugil cephalus (flathead mullet)
Lineage: Eukaryota; Metazoa; Chordata; Actinopteri; Mugiliformes; Mugilidae
Gene: st3gal8
Product: ST3 beta-galactoside alpha-2,3-sialyltransferase 8
Exons: 9
Coding region: 300-1445 (381 amino acids)
Molecular function (GO): beta-galactoside (CMP) alpha-2,3-sialyltransferase activity
Source: RefSeq, a predicted model, not a curated record